Ruditapes philippinarum (Manila clam) is the source of this 3948-nucleotide messenger RNA. RefSeq lists its product as uncharacterized. The record is from RefSeq and is a predicted model, not a curated record. Bases 304 to 2331 code for a protein of 675 amino acids. The transcript has 9 exons. Lineage: Eukaryota; Metazoa; Mollusca; Bivalvia; Venerida; Veneridae.
CGAUUUAAAUAUAAACAAAAUUUUUCCCACAGUUUAGAUAAAAUAAGUUUACAUUUCAAACCGGGAUUUUCCCUAUUAUUUCAGAUGUUAAAUGGAUUAAUAUUAAUAUGUUUAAUUAAAUAUAUAGAUGGACAUUAAAGUUAAUUGAUGUCUACUUUAAUUUUGUCCAGAGAGGAUAAAAAAGUGACUAAUUAAAAAGUGAGUUAAUAAUUUCCUAAACAGAUAGUAUAACUUCCGCUUUUAACUAAACUCUUGUCAGUUAAAGCAUUUACAAACGUGUGUGAUUUUGGAAAUAUAAAAAGUAUGGAUGAAAAAGUGUACGCUCUCCGACUGACGGGAGAGCAAAAAGCCGGAAUACAUUCGUUGUUUCAGGAGAGAGGAUGGAGGCUCGAACUUGAUACCAUAGACAGAUAUAAAGAAAAGGAGGAGGUUGCGGGGGAUUACAUAACAAUCAACCGUGUGAACGGUCGGGCAAGUCCGGAGGAAUGCAAAGAAAGUCCGAUAGCGCGACGCAGACUCCGGAGCGAGCCGACAGCGUCUAUAAGUGAAGACGACCAGAAAAGGCUACAAGAUAUGAAGAAAAUAGGAUCGUCAUAUACGCAGUCUUUUAAAGGUACAUUUAAGGCGGGCUCUGUACGAAAAGAAUCUGGUCUUGAAGUGCCGCCUAGUGCAAGUUCAGCACCGCAAGGUCAAUGGAGGUUGUCGCAUAUGCCCGGAAGUAGCGGUGGGGAUCAGCCGGAAGUUGAGUCAUGUGAUAUAAGCUUUAAGCAUUUUCUUGUAGCAGACGACAAAUCGAUUCAGGUGAUAACUCGCUUGAGCACUGAGCACGUGCAUACCGUGUCACGUGUCCCCGUACGAAUCGUGUUAUUGAUUGAUAGAAGCGGAAGCAUGCUGCACAAACUAGGUCGAGACAGUCGCCAUACAAAAAUCACCAAGGUAAAACAGUUUGCCAGCCAGCUGUUGGCGAGCCUGGACGAUGAUGACGAGGUAGGCCUGGUCACUUUUGGUGAAGACGCCGAGGUUUUCUUUCCACUGGAGAAACUUACAGCUAAAUCUAGGCCUGUGUUACAGCAUCGGUUGGAGAAUCUAGAUCGUGGAAACAUGUCACGUGUUACGAAUCUCAGUGCCGGACUUAAAGCGGCUCUGAAAGUGUUCUUUAAUGCAUCCAAAAAGGAGUCAGACUAUCUAGAAAGCAAGAAUUCCAUUUUGGUAUUCUCUGAUGGAGAGAUUAACGCUGGCACGACCGACACAAACUCUCUGUUACAUGAGGUUAGACAAAACAUUCGACAGAUGGUCCCUAAACUGGACGAUUCACAGAAUCAGUGGGUAACCAUUUCCGUCGUGACCACAGGAAGUAACAUUUCCGAGCAGGCAUAUAUGUUGUCAAAAACGUGUAGCAGUGAGGCGUACUAUUAUAUUAGCAAAGAUGCUGUUGAUCCGGAAGCGGACCUGUUCCUUCCGGUUCUUCUCCGGAAGUCAGCCGUUGCUUGGAAUAUCUCGUAUGUUAUCAAAUUGUCCCAUGGUAUGACGUUCGACGAUGAAAAAUGCUCAAGAGACAAUAGAAUCCGCUUGAGAAGAUCUAGUUACGGUUCAGGACCGCGCGCAGAAAAGGCCUAUUUCAUGUACGAUUUUGCCGCCGAUCACUCCCGGCAGAUAGGCGUGGGUGCAAACUGGGACGGCGAGGAAUCAAUACAACAUCUUCCUAAUGACCAGCAGUUAUUCAAACUGAGAGUCGAAUAUACAAAUAUCAAAGGUGAUCGUCUCUGGCAGGAACAAAUUAUUACGAAAGAAGAUGUCAUCGACGCUCUUCACAAACGGCCGAACUCGGAGACAAACAUUGCUGCCCGAAAACACGAGGUCCAGAUGGUUUCUAGUGACGUGUUACGGUUUGCAGCUGAGCAUAUGAAAGUGGGCGAUAAAAGAAAAUCAAAAGCCGUCAUGCUCGAAGGCCAACGGGAUUUACAGUCGUUGCUGAACAAAUUUGGUGAACAAUCUUUGGAGCGAUCUCAAAGUCAAAGUAGCAUCGAAAUUCAAAUGUAUGCCAAGAGUGUUGUCGACAAUCUGGGGGCUCUAAUCGACACAAUAGAGCAAACGACGGAAGGUGAGUCUUGGAACAAAAUGAAAGCAGUUUCAACAGCAAUUUCUCGAGAAACUCCUAACGUUGCUGGAACCGUGGUUGGCGAUGAUAUUUUAUGUCCUUUGCCCCAACUUCAAGGCACUGGAACGCAUAUGAUGUCAGAUCCAUUGCAGCGAUUGAUGGCAAAGAACAAACAAAAGAAGAGAAGGACCAUAGGCCUGGAUACACUGUUAGAGGACCUGCAACUUUCAUAGCCACGCGUAUAACAUGUUAGACAUUAACCUGUGUUUAAACACUUGAAAUUUGUAUAGAACAUGCCUUUUAAUUCAUUUUAGGACACAUCCGAGCAAAUAGUAUGUACAAGUUUAGAUAUGGUGAAUACUGAAAACAGAUACGUAAUUAGGAUUCAUUUUAAAACAACAUUUAAUUUAACAGUAUUAUUAAUGCAUGCUCGCAUAGUUUGCUAUGUCUAAAAUAUUCAUUCUUUAUGUUUAUGCGAGCACAAGAAUUCUAUUUGAAACAGAUUUUUUACAAACAAAUAUCGUUAUCAAAAGAUGUGCACUUUUGCUAAAAGGUCCGUCUAAAUUUUGCCAUUUCCGAUUGAAUAUCUGUGAGAAUACAAUAUCACAUUUCGUGCCACUACAGGAAGUAAAUAGCAGCCAUAUUUCGCAAUUCAGGAUACAGCUUCCGGAAUUUCCGGAAAUAAUCCAGUGGCGCGUGAACACAAAGAAAGCAGACAACCGACCACAACUCUUGAAUAUGAAACACAUUUUAAUAAUGAACUUUGUCGGUUCAUGGAAACGUCCUCGAAAUCUCAUCACAAAAUACAAAAGUAUCUUAUCAAAUCUGCAUUCAUUAGUUUCGCAUUCAUAAAAUAAGGAGACGGUAAUUAAGCGGCGUUAGUUUCGAAUUCAGAUUAGGACGAACUAGGAUUAAAUUGUGCAAAUAAAUCUCUCUUAUACACGCUAGUCCCUUAUUGCCUGAUAAUGAUACAAAAAAUCACAUUCUUUUAAAAUCUGGUUGAUAGGGAUCAAUAACCCUUUGAAUUUCAAUGAGACUAAUUAUGGAGGCAUUUCUAGAAUUACCCGAAGAUUCCUACACAUUAUCAUAAUGGGUUGUUGGAACGAAAGUUUUAAACAAAUAUCGAUAACUCUUCAUUAUCAAGUUAGCAAUAAUUUAUUCUCCUUAAGAUAGGACAUGUGAAUACUUGGAGUUGAUUUUUUAACUGGAGUGGUACGAUUCAGUUUGCUUAAUCAAAACCGACCUCUCAUUUAAGGGCAUCGAUGAAACAAACAUGGCGUUUUUUAUUUUUAUUAACUUCUGAAUUUGUCUAAUUGAUUUGCCUUGAUUUGGAUAUGGAACGGUCUAUUAAAAGUUAAAUGGUUUUCAAUAUCAGUAAUAAGUACAGAAAUUAAGCUACCAACAGUAUAAAGCAUUAUCAUAAUGCUUGGGUACACGUUGGCCUUGCAUUUUUAUUGGUGCCAAGCCAAUUACGUGCUAUUCCAGCAGCUUAAAAGUUAGGUCUAAAUUGUUUGCAAUCUUGAACUUAUUUGUAAAUAAUUAACAUGUGAUUGUUUAUUUAUUACUGAACUCUUCAAGUGUAGUAAUGUAAUUUAUUUACUGCUCGUGCCUUUGUCUAUUAAUUAUUGCGUAAUAUUCACUUCCUAUAUAUUUAUGAUGUUGAUGUGUUUUAUAUAUCAUUGCUUGCGUCAUUAUUCUUUUAUGUUUUCCAAAAAAACAAUCGCAAUUUUAUAGACUCUAGUUUGGUUAUCUGUUCAAAAAUAAACAUGUGGCUAAAUAAAUUAUACAUUAAUAUUUGUCUUAAAAUCGAAAAAAGAGCGUUUGAUUAUUAAAAGUGAACUGAUCAUUAA